Molecule: messenger RNA, 2457 nt
Organism: Aureobasidium musti
Lineage: Eukaryota; Fungi; Ascomycota; Dothideomycetes; Dothideales; Saccotheciaceae
Source: the annotation of a GenBank genome assembly
AUGGCGCCUGUGAAGAGACCGCACGAUGUCAUCUCCAUCCACUCGGAUUUGAGUGAAGAAGAUUCGACCAGACUUGCACGACCACACAAGAUGGCGCGCUACAACCAAGUGCAUGGAGCAUCACAUCAAGACCUGGACGAUUACCUUGAGCAACACAACAUGCAAGGACUAGAGCGCACUGUUUCCGUCAAGCACGAGAGCAAUGCUGCUCCACAGACUCAACUAGGCGCGCUCGCAGCUACCCCUCAGACCAUUGACAGCGGCGACCUCGAUCUUGGUCCUGCUUUCCAGUACGACUUCAGUGAACUUCCGUUCGCUUACGAGAAGAUCCCUGAUUCUCAGGACGAGCCAAUCAUUAUCACUGACACUGCGCCAACCCCUGAGCGCAGCCAAUUUGACCAAAUUCUCGAGGUUGUACCUGAUGUCUCCCAUGAUCAUGUCAACCAACUGCUCGACACUCAUCAUCACAACCUUGAACGAAUCUUGGACAUACUUCUAGAUGGCAAGUAUCCCAAAGAGAGCGAUAAAUGCGCUGCCGAAGAAGCAGCUAGACAAGCCGCACUGCAUGACCAGAAACUGGCCGAAGAAGCCGAGAAGGAGAAGUUGCUCAAUCCUCAGUGCAUCUUUUCGGGUAAGAUGAAGGAUGUUAUCAUCGAAGUACUCAAGCAUGAGUUCAACACAAUACCCGUCAAGUAUAUCAAAGAGGUUCAAAAGGACAAGAAACACCUCUACCCUACUUAUUUGGCUCUCAAUGAAGCAAAGCAUACAGAGCCUUGUCCAUACGGCAAGACCCCCUGGAGACCUCUCAGAGACAUCAACUUCGAUCGCCUCCAAGCUACCAAAGACCAAAGAGCCAACAUUCCCAUAAUCAAGGAGCAAUUCGAGUCUGCCCAAAAGGCUGCCAUUGGACUGAAUCUUCAGCGCCGUAAGAGCAACACGCAGAAGAUCAAGGAAGAGAUCGAGGCUGCCGCAAAGGUCCGUGAGGACCAAUCGGCUCUGGAGCAUGCCAAAGCCACCGGCACCGUCGUAGAAUGUAUGCCCCCAACAAAAUCAUCAUAUGCGGCUCAGCAGACAAGCACCCUNGUAUGCUUUGACUGCAUGAAAACCUACCUCGAAUCGGAAGUUGGACAGUGCAGCUUCAAGCUUAUCUGUCCUGGUGGCUGUGAUGGCACCUUCAGCGAAUCCCAACUUCGUCUAGUUCCAGAUACCGAUGCACUGACAGACAAACUCAUGCGCCUCCGUCAAGAGAACGAUCUUCGUACUGCAGGCAUCGACGAUGUCGAGAGCUGUCCCUUCUGUGACUUCAAGACUGUCUGCCUGCCCAUCAACAUCGACUUUGAGUUCCAUUGUCAAUCUCCGGCCUGCAACAUCACCAGCUGCCGCAAGUGCAAGAACAGAACGCACAUUCCUGACUCUUGUGAAGAGAACCAGCGCAAGCGCGACAAAGAGUCUGCCCUCAGCCAUCGUCACAGAAUCGAGGAAGCCAGAAGUAAGGCUCUCAUCCGCCACUGCAACAAGUGCAAACAAGCAUUCAUCAAGAGCGACGGAUGCAACAAGAUGACUUGCUCCCAAUGCGGUAAUCUGCAGUGCUAUUUGUGCGGUGUGGAUGUGACUGCUAACUACGCUCACUUCAACGCACCUGGUUCAAAGUGUCCUGUAUAUUCUCAGAACAUAACUCUUGAUGCCAUGCAUGAUCAAGAGGUCAAGGCAGCCGCUGAAGCUGCACAGGCCGAGGUUUUGCGCGAGCAUCCCGAGAUUGACAAGGCGGACCUUGACAUCGACAGCGCGUCUAACGUUGAGAAGCCCAUGCCUGGUACUAACCAGCCUCAGAACUUCCCAGCCAAUCCCGUGUGGGAUGACGAGUUUGAAAAUCUGUUGUUCCGUGGAGAAGUGGCUCGUAUGCGCCGUCUUGGUCGUCGUCAGGAGGCUGCCAAUCCUCAGGUUGUGCGUCCGGAUCUUCUUCUCAGGAGAGGACAUGCACCCAUCCUCCCUCAAGCACCUGCCGCUGAUCUAGCAGCUGCCAGACACAGAGCCGCUGCCGAUGCUUUCAAUGCCGCUCAAGCUGCAAGGGAUCGUCCAGGUCUCUUUCCACCCAAUGCCCAGCAACUCAAUCCGGCUCCACGCGGUUUCGCCCUUGACGAUUUUCACUUUGAUCCCAUGGGCUUUGAUCUUGAUGACUUCCAGUUUGACUUCCAUGCACAAGCAGGUGCGAAUAUGUUUGGGUUCGAAGAGGGUCACAACGAGGAUCAUCUGCACCAGCCUGCUGAUCGCUGGCCAGCAGGGAAUGCAUUCUUCGCCGAGAACAGAUUCGGGGGUCUCAAUUACAUGGUGAACCCAGUUCAACACGUUCGUCUCAAUAGAGCUCCUCCUGCUCCAGCCGCUGGUGCUCAGGAUGGCAAUGAUCAUGGCAAUAACUACCUUGGCCAUCAGGACAUGGGUUAUGGUGUUGGUUUGUAG